AUGGAUCAAAAGUCAUUGGAGCAAUUAAUGAGUAAACUAUUGGGUAACAAGUUGGAUGCAGUGCUUAAAACUUUAGAUAAUUUGCAGUCUAAGAUGGAUAAAAUUGACAAACUUGAAGAGUCGAUAAAUUUUUUGAGUAAGGAAUAUGAUGAUUUCAUUCCGAAGAUAAAAAGUUUAGAAGAGGAGAACUCUCGUCUUGCUGACGAGAAUGUAUGCCUGAAAGCUGAGAUACAAAAUACGGCCAACAGCCUAAAGAUAAUGAAACAAGAAUUGAAUAACGCUGAACAGUAUUCAAGAAGAGACUGUAUUGAGAUUAAAGGCAUACCCAUUCAAAGGAAUGAAGUUUGCAAUGAGGUGGUCAAAACAGUUGGUGAUUUAAUUGGCGUAGAUAUCAAAGAUCAGGAUAUCUCAGUAAGUCAUCGCCUUGCUGCUAAGACGAACAGUAAUGCAUGCAG
This is a messenger RNA of Paramuricea clavata, 455 nucleotides long. The record is from the annotation of a GenBank genome assembly. Lineage: Eukaryota; Metazoa; Cnidaria; Anthozoa; Malacalcyonacea; Plexauridae.